GGGAUUCAACUAGUGGGCCCAAAGAGAACGGCCCAUGGCGCAAUAAACAAGACCGCUUAAAAAUCGACCGAUCUCUGCAUGUGAGACGCAAUCUCCUUUCGGAAAACCCACGACUCCCUUCCGGCAAUCAGCCGCCGAAUUCCUCUGCUUUAGCCGCCAUUUUUCUCGUACAGGAAGGGGGACAGAUCAGGCGAAAGGUUGUUUAAGGGCCGAUUCUCUUUCGAAAUCUAGCUUUCUUCGUCGAGUUCGUGUUCGGACCUAAGCGCAUCUACCAUCUCGGCAAGGAUGACUGAGGAUGCCGGAACGAAGCCAGCGGAAGACUCCGUGUCGGCCGCAAGCACUAUGCGGCAAAGGAAAAAGAGAAGAUGGGAUGAACCCGCUGAUUUCCUUGUUUCUAGUGGGAUAUCCAUACCUGGCACUAUUCCUAUUGGCUUUGGCAACACCAUAGGGAUUACUGCUCCAGGAGUUUUCCCACUUUCUAAUGCUAUUGCAGCAAAUACUGUAGUGCCAUUGAUCGCCCAGAGUGCUGCUACACUUGUCCAGAAAUUAAGCCAGCCAAAGGUUCAAGAUGAACUGAUAGCCCGGGAAAUAACAAUAAAUGAUGCUGAACCAACUAUCCGAUACAAGCUGACCAAGCGUCAAACCCAGGAGGAGAUUCAGAGAAGCACUGGUGCCAUUGUUAUCACCAGAGGAAAAUAUCGGCCUCCUAAUACUUUGCCAGAUGGUGAAAAGCCUCUUUAUCUUCAUAUUUCUGCCGGUUCCCAUUUGAAAGACAUGGCAGAACGAAUUAUAGCUGUUGAUCAUGCAGCCUCCAUGGUUGAGGAAAUACUGCGGCAAGGGCACAACUUACUAUCAACUUCUGGUCCACAUGCCGCCUUUAGCAGUGCUGGGCAGGUGAAUCUACCUCUGAGCACUUGUUUGUUUUUGGGCUUUGAUCCCGAUCCAUUUAUAAACAUUUCAGCUCGCAUUAGAGGACCUAAUGAUCAGUAUAUAAAUCACAUUAUCAAUGAAACAGGAGCAACCGUUGAAUUGAGAGGGAUUGGUUCUGCCAAUCAGGACAAUUCUCAUGCUGAAGAUUCUCUGCAACCACUGCACCUGUUUCUGUCAAGUACAAAUACCAAGAGUCUUGAAGCUGCAAGGAGCUUAGCUGAAAACCUUUUGGAUACAAUUGCUGCUGAAUGUGGUGCUUCCAGGGUUUCAUCAAGCAAGGCACUCAAUGCAGUUCCUCCUCCACAGCAGUUGUUGGCUGGAGUUGUGAGCUCUGCGAAUACGGAAGUGUCUGCCAAUUUGGUUGUUAGUACAUUGGUAGUACCUUCUGAAUCUACUGUGCUUCCUUCAGGAGUUCUAAUGCAGAAUGGAAACCUGUCUAGCUGUGGAGCCUCCAUUCCGAACACGGGAGGUUAUGUUUAUCCAACAGCAACAGGAGGAACAUGUUACAGUGGAUAUGGUGGGAUAUAUCCCCAAGCCACACCAUUGCAGCAAGUCGCUCUGGCGCUUAAACAGGCCCCUGUUUCAACCAUUUCGGUUGUUGCUUCCACAAAUUCACAUGCAAAUGUGUUGCCAAAGAUGACAUCAAACUCAAAUGUUGAUACAGAAAAGCGACGACGUCCGAAGAGGAAAUUCCAGGAGCUUCCAGUUGUUCCAAAAGGGCUGCCAACACUUAAUCAGAACUCACUACAGGAGUCAGAAUGUUUUAAGCCAGGUUUAGAUACUGUUGCUCAAAAAUUUUCAAAGAAGCUGACUCAGCCAGCUCUUGGUGAGUCACCGCCACCGCUUUCUAAAACAAUGCCUCCCCCUCCGCCCAAGUUUCCAUCCGAUCAUAGCUCGAGAACGAUGUCUCCACCUCUGCCCAAUAGCACGAGAACGAUGCCUCCACCUCCGCCGAAAUUCCCCUCAGAUCAUAACUUGAGAAUAAUGCCUCCUCCCCCUCCGAAGUUUCCAUCCGUUCUCAAUCGCAAUUCAGAAAUGAGGGCAGCAGUUGCUGAACCUCCUGUUAACAGAGAUUCAGAGAAAGCUAGUUUAGAACCAGUUUCUGAUACUCUACUGAAGCUGGUCGAGUAUGACGAGGAGGACGAAGAGGGAGAUGACAUGAUUGGCUCCGCCGAAGAAUCCUGUAGAAGUGAUAUAAUGCGGAGCACGAGAUCAAAACCUUUUUGGGCUGUAUGACAAGUAAUCUUUUGAAUUUUAGUUGACAUGCCAAAAUGUUCCAUCUCCUGCCGUGCAGCUCUCAGGUUUUCAUCUGAUUGUUGAUGAGCUUUGAAGCUUUGGCUGUGCGCUUAUUUUGGAUUGCGAUGGUAAAUUUAGUGAGAAUUUGUUCUGUAAGAAGGGCUAUUGUCUGUUGUUUUUAGCUUUUGAUGUACUCAUUUACGUGCUUUUAUGUUGUAGUGUUAAUGAUCAUAGAAGAUUUAGUGGGGAGGAA
This is a messenger RNA of Phalaenopsis equestris, 2419 nucleotides long. RefSeq names its product protein RIK. Gene Ontology annotation, cellular component: nucleus. The coding region runs from base 286 to 2166 and encodes 626 amino acids. The record is from RefSeq and is a predicted model, not a curated record. Gene Ontology annotation, molecular function: RNA binding. The transcript is spliced from 12 exons. Lineage: Eukaryota; Viridiplantae; Streptophyta; Magnoliopsida; Asparagales; Orchidaceae.